This is a messenger RNA of Dromaius novaehollandiae (emu), 4972 nucleotides long. RefSeq names its product leucine rich repeat LGI family member 2 (gene LGI2). Gene Ontology annotation, biological process: inhibitory synapse assembly. Lineage: Eukaryota; Metazoa; Chordata; Aves; Casuariiformes; Dromaiidae. The transcript has 8 exons. The coding region runs from base 46 to 1704 and encodes 552 amino acids. The record is from RefSeq and is a predicted model, not a curated record. Gene Ontology annotation, molecular function: protein binding.
GCCGGGCGGAGCCCCGCGGGCGGCGGCCCCGCACAGUCGGCGCGGAUGGCAGCGGCCGGGAGCGCGCCGCCCGCGGGCCGCAUGGCGGCGGCGGGGCCGCUGCGGCUGCUGGCGCUGGCGGCCGCCGCCGCGCUGCUGCCGCCCGCCGCCGCGCGGAGGCCGCCGCCGCGCUGCGCGCCGCCCUGCAGCUGCUGGCGGGAGUCGGCGCUGUGCGUGGGGGCGGCGGGGCCGCCGCGCAGCCUGCCCGCCGACCUCGGCUCCCUGAGCCUGGUGAACGGGACCUUCUCCGAGGUGAAGGACAGGAUGUUCUCCCACCUGCCCUCCCUGCAGCUGCUCUUGCUGAACUCUAACUCCUUCACUGUUAUCCGAGAUGAUGCCUUCGCUGGUCUCUUCCAUCUGGAAUACCUAUUCAUUGAAGGAAACAAAAUUCAAACCAUUUCAAGAAAUGCGUUUCGUGGCCUUCGAGACCUGACUCACCUUUCUUUGGCCAAUAACCAUCUUAAAGCUCUGCCAAGGGAUGUGUUCAGUGAUUUAGAUUCAUUAAUCGAACUAGAUUUAAGGGGAAAUAAAUUUGAAUGUGACUGCAAAGCUAAGUGGCUGUUUUUGUGGUUAAAGAUGACAAAUUCCACUGUUUCUGAUGUCCUGUGUAUUGGUCCAGCAGAAUAUCAGGAUAAGAAGUUAAAUGAUGUGACAAGUUUUGAUUAUGAAUGCACCACUACAGAUUUUGUUGUUCACCAGAUUUUGCCCUACCAGUCAGUUUCAGUGGAUACAUUCAACUCUAAGAACGAUGUGUUCGUAGCCAUUGCACAGCCUAGCAUGGAGAACUGCAUGGUCCUGGAGUGGGAUCACAUUGAAAUGAAUUUCAGGAGUUAUGACAAUAUCACAGGUCAGUCCAUAGUGGGAUGUAAAGCCAUUCUUGUUGGUGACCAAGUCUUUGUGGUGGUGGCACAGCUCUUUGGUGGCUCACACAUUUACAAGUAUGACGAAAGCUGGACAAAGUUUGUUAAAUUCCAAGAUAUUGAAGUAUCUCGCAUUUCCAAGCCAAAUGAUAUAGAGCUUUUUGAGAUAGACAGUGAGAUGUUUUUUGUUAUAGCAGAUAGCUCUAAAGCAGGUUUGUCAACAGUGUACAAGUGGAAUAACAAAGGUUUCUACUCCUACCAGUCACUUCACGAGUGGUUCAGGGACACCGAUGCCGAGUUUCUGGAUAUAGAUGGGAAAUCACAUUUAAUCCUCUCUAGCCGCUCACAGGUUCCCAUCAUACUCCAGUGGAACAAAGUUUCAAAAAAGUUUGUCCCACACAGUGAAAUCCCUAACAUGGAGGAUGUCUUGGCCGUGAAGAGUUUUAGGAUGGAAAAUAGCCUGUUCAUCACACUCACAAGAUUCAUUGGUGACUCCAGAGUCAUGAAAUGGAAUAGCAAACAGUUUGUGGAGAUACAGGCUCUUCCAUCCCGAGGAGCCAUGACGCUGCAGCCUUUCUCCUUUAAGAAUAAUUACUACCUAGCCUUGGGAAGUGACUAUACCUUCUCCCAGAUAUACCAGUGGGAUGGUGAGAAGAAGCUCUUCAGGUUGUUUAAAGAAAUCUAUGUGCAAGCACCGCGUUCUUUCACAGCUGUGUCAACGGAUCGAAGAGAUUUUUUCUUUGCUUCUAGUUUUAAAGGGAACACACAAAUAUUUGAACAUAUAAUCAUUGACCUGAGUUUAUGAAAAGCUGCUGAAGUGAAAUUCAUUUAGAAUGGCAUUUAUACACAAGCAAAACAAAGAGAGACCCAUCCAAAAAUAGGGUGCACCUGUGGAGUGCGACAGCAUUUUCUGGACUUCUAAAACUUGCCUAUUAAUCAGGGAUUGCAUCUACUUGGUUACUGCAUGACAUGUCCAUUUUAGCGUUUUUCAAAGACACUUUACAAUCUGCAGUCAUUCAGAGGGGAGUGCAGUGCAUUAGGAUUAAUUCUGACAUCAAGGACUGAUCUGAAUUUUACCUAGAAAACUGCCUUAAAUUGAAUAUCUCAUUAAAAAAGCAAAGAGGAAACCAUACAAAGCAUAGAAAUGGCCUUGAUUCCUAAACUAACAUCUCAGUAGUGAUAUUUAAGAUGGGAAGCAGUUGUGCAUAGUUGCUGAUAGACUGUAAAAGUGAACAGAAACUUUCCAAAAUGCACUAUCUGUUGGGUUCUUGAGGUCCGUCUUCAGAAUCUUUGUUGUUUAUAAUAAGCCUAAGGCAUCACUUUAAUUCAUUGCAGAUCAAAGGGAAAGUCAUAAUCCACUGCUAUUUUUCUUCCCUUAAUCGGUAUUUCAGUAACAAAUUGUGCAUUACAAAUACCCAGCCCAAAAUGGCUGGGUAGCCAGGAAAAGAAGGGUCUGUCACUUCUGGACUGUGGGAUCUUAACAGUGUUAGGUUAAUACUGACAGAAAGUCAGAGAGCUGCUUGGUGGCAUGAGUGAAUCAACUGCAAGCUCAGUCCAAUUUAUAAUGUAUUAAUAGCUUUUCCAAAAAUACACCCCAUUUGGCCCUCAGUCACACUCUUCCUGAUGAUCCCCGUAGCUUCUGGGGCAUUUUAACAAGGAAUCUGUCAUGAUCUCCCGUUCUUCUAGAAAGCACAGCUUAAAUUUAGUUUGAAAGAUACAUCUGUGUUCAUGUUCUCCAAGCCGUAGGUCUCCUGCACACAGUGAGCUGAUUUAUUCUCCAAAGUUCUCACUCCAGCACAGCUCCCAAGCCGUAAAUUCAAAUGUAGGUCAUCACAAGAUGUAUUUGGGGAGUCGUUCUUCUGGCUGAGAUCUAAAUGCUACUUUGGUAUCACCAAAUCUUUUGAAAUCAAGGCAGCCAGAGCUGUUUCAAGCUAAGCCUAACCCUGGCUCCAAAAUAGGAAUUUUCCUCUUGAUCGUUCCAGGCUUUUGUCAGGAUGCCAGCCAAAAAGUCAGAUUGAACAGCAGGAUGUGAACAGACCAUGCUAUAUUGGGUACUCUUAAAAAUAUUUUGGGUGGCUGCAGACAAAGACAUUCCCUCAUCCUCAGCAGGGUAGUCAUGGCAUGCAUAGAGCCUCUGCCAGGCUGUCUACACCCUUAUCCAUAAAAGCUGCAUAUCAGAGCCUUCUUUUGUUUCACUUAUGCAAUAUGUUUCUUUAAACUUUCCUACUAAUUAGCAUAUUAGCCUGUUUUAUCAUGAGCCUGUUUCUGCUGCACUCCUGACUUGGGGAAUAACAAGGCUUUGUGUAAAGCAAGCAGAGCAAAUGAAGCUGCCCUUUAUUCUUCGUUAACAAAGGCUAUCGCAGCGCUGCCGGAGCUUCACUUUUUUGCCUUGAACAUGCAGAAACAAGAUCUAUUAUCACAAAUAGAGAUGUUCCUCACAGGCUUUGCGACAUCCAAGAUGUGAACGGUGCCGCAGAAGCAGAUGAUGCUCAAGGACUCCCAUGAGGAGUCAUAAGCUACCAGUGACCCGGAGUAUCCCAGUCUUCACCAACUUUUGUCUAGCUGCUCUGAAAUAAAAUUAUUCCUGGCCUGACAGAGAUACUCAUUUUAUUGUGUUUUUAAAUUCCGUGUUAAUUUUUCUCCUAGGUAGGUGCUCAUCCUGGGUUUAUUUUUAAGUACAGUUCAGCUCUCUGAAGUAUUGAGCUCUGCCUCUGAAUCCGAAUGCGGUGUCAGUUCCCGUGAUUCAGGCUAGUAGAUACUCUCUGUCUUCAUCUCGCAAACCAACCGUCUGCAGAAAGUUUUGGCAAUAGCUCUCCUAGGAUUAAGCCAGCAAGUCCCACAAAACUAAGAUAUGAUUAGCAUGUCUGACAGUGAAUGAAAUUUCUUACUGUUUUCCCGGUUUACUUUUUAAAGCCUCUCCUUAUGCAGUGGAUAUGGCUGGCAAGCAGUUUCUUUAAACUGCAUUGUCAGAGGCGUUUUUCGUUGCUUUUCUGUCCGUUGUGCCUGUUUAGCUACGGUCAUUUUUUCUGCAAAGGAGGGGCAUUUCUCAGUGCGCUAGCACUUUCUUUUCGGGCUCACUGCUAGUACGCUUAACUCAGCAAGGGACAUAAGUCCAAAAAGUAAAAAGCUAGUUUAAAGGAACUGGAUCUUGAUAUUUUUGAUCCGAAGGAACGCAAGAGGAUGGUGGAAAAGGGCUUUUGUAUCCAGUAGCAAACGAUUGCACUAUUCGAGAGCCAAGGGGCUUUGAGACUCGGCUAUCAAGUUGAAUUAAAUUAAAACAGUCUCUGCAGAGACGGGCUUAAUAAAGAGGAUAAAGUGAUCAACGGGAGUGUAGCUCAUUCGCGUGGGACCAGAAGGAGCGAGUGCGGAGAGUGGAUGUUGCAGGCCAGCAGCGUCUCUGCUGCACAGCCGCCGGCCCCGGAGCCGAGCACCAACCCCGGCCGGAGCGCCGGCUCGGCACCCGCCCCGCUUUCUGCCGAGUUAGCACACGGGGCUGUCCUGGGAUCAAAGCAGCAGGGAGGGGGGCACAGAAGCACCAGCUGGUGAAGAAAAGGGGUCACCAUGCAUUUUACAGAGCUAAGUAAGGCAGUGUCUCAAAAAGAGCCUUGUUCUGCUCUCCCUGUUCCCAAGGAAGAGCUCCAGAUUACAGCCAAAAUAACAGCAGUUACUACGUGCCUAAAAUACUGUUUCUUUCUGCCUUUCCAAAUGCAACAAUAGUAUUGUCUCCCUGGCCUGUAUUCUGUAAUAUAAAUUGUUUUGAGUAGUAAAUAAACUAUGCAUAUCCAUAAUUUACUGCAGCUGUCAGAACAUCAGGAAAGUGUAGGGCAGUGAGAGCGGAUAACAGAACAUGCCCCUUGGUAAUUUUUAAUGUAUUUUCAAAUACGUACAAUUAUGUAAAGAGCAGUAGUUUAUAUAAAAAUACAUUUAAUACAGUAUGGUAGCUACAGUGGGAACAUUUAAAGGCUGCAUAUACAUUUAGCUUUUUUUAGUAAAAAGGAGAUGAUGUAAUCUAUGCUACUGACUGAUGUGUGUACUCUUUCAGUAUAUGAAUAAAAUGUAGUAACUGAGACUAA